GGUCAAUGACAAGUCAACACGAACGAAGUUUUGUCGGGUUUGUUUAUCUUUCUUGAAAAUAAAUUUCUGUCGAGAUAGUUUGCAGCGGGCCUUGGUAGUGUUUUAGUGCAAUAAGUCAUCUACAAACGCUGCAAAAGCUGCUGGAUGUUUUGUUGCUGUUCUAAUCAAGAGGACUACGGAAAAGGUCCGAUGGCUGCGAUUAGAAAAAAGCUGGUGAUUGUUGGUGAUGGGGCCUGCGGAAAAACGUGCCUCUUAAUCGUGUUUAGUAAAGAUCAGUUCCCCGAAGUGUACGUGCCCACCGUCUUCGAGAAUUAUGUGGCGGACAUAGAAGUGGACGGUAAGCAAGUCGAGCUCGCAUUAUGGGAUACCGCAGGACAGGAGGAUUACGACCGUCUGAGGCCCCUCUCCUACCCGGACACGGAUGUGAUCCUAAUGUGCUUCUCGGUGGACUCGCCAGACUCCCUGGAGAACAUCCCCGAGAAAUGGACUCCAGAGGUCAAACACUUUUGUCCAAAUGUGCCAAUUAUCUUGGUAGGUAACAAAAAGGAUCUCCGCAACGAUCCCAAUACCAUUAGUGAACUUAAAAAGAUGAAACAGGAGCCUGUCAAGCCGCAAGACGGUCGGUCCAUGGCUGAGAAAAUCAAUGCUUUCGCUUACUUGGAGUGUUCAGCUAAGAGCAAGGAGGGUGUACGAGAAGUGUUUGAGAACGCCACGCGUGCCGCACUGCAGGUGAAAAAGAAGAAGAAGCACCGCUGCGUCAUGUUCUGAGCCACCAAUACUAUAUAUUUUAUAUUAUUAAUAAUAAUCGUUACGUGUGUUUAUUAAUUUCAAGGGGGCUUCUGCAUGAUGUAUCGACUAACAAAAUAAACCCCUUAUUUUCUCUUUACUCCUGUUUUGUUUAAAAUCCUCUCCCAUCUGUGGAUGACACGUUGCUCUUAGGUUAUAUUUUUAUAUGUAACAUUAUAAUCGUAUCUCUAUCUAUCAUGUAUACAGAAAUGGUGGUAAAUCUAAGUGUCCAGUGCACAAACUCUUGUUCAGAAGUUCACUUAACAGUAUCCUUAGUUUGUAGAUUGUUUUCAAAAUUAUCUUUUAGUAUUAUGCAUUUUUGUGUUUAACAAUGUUUGUAUCGCCCGAGAUCCGUUGACUUUCCACACAAAAGUUAACGCUUGUAAAUUUGAGGAUAAUUUUCCGUUUUACGUAUUCUCAGAACUAAUUUUAUUCGUGGGCAACUCAUCUUAGUAUAUUGUAUGCGGGUUGCCUCUAAUUGUAAUAGCUUUAACUUUUUCCAUAUAUUGUAUCCUAAAAGUAAAUAAAAUUGUUUUCCUAUA
Molecule: messenger RNA, 1328 nt
Organism: Anoplophora glabripennis (Asian longhorned beetle)
Lineage: Eukaryota; Metazoa; Arthropoda; Insecta; Coleoptera; Cerambycidae
Gene: Rho1
Product: ras-like GTP-binding protein Rho1
Exons: 2
Coding region: 145-768 (207 amino acids)
Biological process (GO): small GTPase-mediated signal transduction; cell migration
Molecular function (GO): GTPase activity; GTP binding
Source: RefSeq, a predicted model, not a curated record